Lotus japonicus is the source of this 1277-nucleotide messenger RNA. Its product is annotated as DNA-directed RNA polymerase II subunit RPB7. Bases 530 to 1060 code for a protein of 176 amino acids. Gene Ontology annotation, biological process: transcription initiation at RNA polymerase II promoter; DNA-templated transcription; positive regulation of nuclear-transcribed mRNA poly(A) tail shortening. NCBI's taxonomy places the organism in Eukaryota, Viridiplantae, Streptophyta, Magnoliopsida, Fabales, Fabaceae. Gene Ontology annotation, molecular function: single-stranded DNA binding; translation initiation factor binding; single-stranded RNA binding. The record is from RefSeq and is a predicted model, not a curated record. The transcript is spliced from 8 exons. Gene Ontology annotation, cellular component: RNA polymerase II, core complex; P-body.
ACCUCAUAUAUGCGUUUGACCUCAGCCCUUUCUGUUCAACGUUGGUUCAAUGAGAGCAGAGGAAUAGGAAGAGAAAGAGAACCGCGCCGCCACUGCCAGACCUCGCCGUCCCACCGUUUCAAGUCUCAGCCUCGCCGCUGGUGACUUCACGACCACCACCAUUGGAAGUAGAUGCCGCCGAUCUUCCACUUGUCCGAAUUUCACCAUCGCCCAUCUGCCCACACGCUGCUGCAGCAACUGCUGCUCGCCGGCGUGGGAAGUUCACACUCUACCUUCCCAAAGGUUUUCGGCCGUUCUGCCACCACGGUUUUGAUCGCCCAGUCUUCCACUUCUUUUUCUGAUCCAUUUUGAUCGUUGGGUCUGCUGUUUUUGACAUCUCCCUUUGAUGUCUCUCUCUACUGCUUUGUUCUCGCCGGUCCUCUUUGUGUUUCAACAAGGUUUGGUUUUUGGGUCCUCUGUGUUGGCCUUGUUUUGACGUCUCAAGUCAGAAGUAAUUGUCCUUGUUGGGGCAUAAAGGUGACUCAAGAAAAUGUUUUUCCACAUAGUGCUGGAACGGAACAUGCAGCUGCACCCACGUUACUUUGGCCGUAAUCUUCGUGAUAAUCUUGUUGCCAAGCUAAUGAAAGAUGUGGAAGGAACUUGCAGUGGUCGGCAUGGAUUUGUGGUGGCGGUUACAGGGAUAGAAAAUGUUGGAAAAGGGUUAAUUCGUGAUGGUACAGGGUUCGUGACAUUUCCGGUUAAGUACCAAUGUGUCGUCUUCAGACCAUUUAAGGGAGAGAUCUUAGAAGCUGUUGUUACCAUGGUGAAUAAGAUGGGAUUUUUUGCUGAAGCUGGACCUGUUCAAAUCUUCGUCUCAAACCAUUUGAUUCCAGAUGAUAUGGAGUUCCAGUCUGGUGACAUGCCAAAUUACACUACUUCAGAUGGAUCAGUUAAGAUUCAGAAAGAUAGUGAAGUGAGACUAAAGAUAAUUGGGACUCGAGUGGAUGCUACCGAAAUUUUCUGCAUAGGAACCAUAAAAGAUGAUUUCUUGGGUGUGAUCAACGACCCUGUAGCAAUCUAAAUGCGCCUUUCAGUGCCCUUCUAUGCAUGUAAUUAUCAAACUCUAUCAUUAUAGCUGAAUUUACUAAGUUGUCAGUGAAUUUACCUGGUCGAUGGAUCAAACUUUCUUAUUAUAUCACUGUGUUCAUGGUUGCAUCAGUGAACAACCUUGAAUUCCACUAAAAAUUUGGUCGUGUUUGUAUCUGCCAUUUUGUUAAAUAAUCACUUAUUUAUAAUCA